UUACAAUAAAAUCCAACAAUACAAAAUAAUAAUUAUAAAAUUUAUGAACAAGUAAUAUACUAUCCAAUUCAAUUGACAAUAUAUUUUUUGUGAAAUGACUUAGAAAAACUUAAGCAAUAUGUCUAUUCGACCAGUGUACAGGCCGAAAAUCAUUAAAAAAAGAACGAAGCGCUUUAUUAGACACCAAAGUGAUCGAUAUCACAAACUAAAGAGAAACUGGAGAAAACCUAAAGGUAUUGAUAACAGAGUUAGAAGGCGAUUUAAGGGACAAUAUCUUAUGCCCAAUAUUGGUUACGGUAGCAAUAAGAAAACACGUCAUAUGCUUCCAACUGGAUUUCGGAAAGUUCUCAUUCAUAAUGUAAAAGAGUUGGAAGUUUUAAUAAUGCAGAACCGUAAAUUUUGUGCGGAAAUUGCACAUGGAGUAAGCAGUAAAAAACGCAAGACAAUUGUUGAACGUGCCCAACAGUUAUCUAUUCGCGUAACAAAUGCUAAUGCUCGCCUUCGUUCUGAAGAGAAUGAAUAAAUUGUAAUUAUUUUA
Messenger RNA from Ceratosolen solmsi marchali, 538 nucleotides. It is a transcript of the gene RpL32, whose product is annotated as ribosomal protein L32. Gene Ontology annotation, cellular component: cytosolic large ribosomal subunit; ribosome. The record is from RefSeq and is a predicted model, not a curated record. The coding region runs from base 119 to 523 and encodes 134 amino acids. Gene Ontology annotation, biological process: translation. Lineage: Eukaryota; Metazoa; Arthropoda; Insecta; Hymenoptera; Agaonidae. Gene Ontology annotation, molecular function: structural constituent of ribosome. The transcript has 4 exons.